Messenger RNA from Penicillium daleae, 978 nucleotides. RefSeq lists its product as uncharacterized. The transcript has a single exon. The record is from RefSeq and is a predicted model, not a curated record. Lineage: Eukaryota; Fungi; Ascomycota; Eurotiomycetes; Eurotiales; Aspergillaceae. The coding region runs from base 1 to 978 and encodes 325 amino acids.
AUGAAUCCAGUGACAACCCAUACCCCGGCAAUCUCCUCUCUCCGGAGCAACAAGCGAGCAAGAUCUGUUGACCGUGCUUCUUCCAAUGAGCCACAGCGCAAGGAGCCAAAGGCCGACAUUACCUGCAGCCCCUUGACUGCGGUACCUUCUAUUCUGGCCGAAUGUCCUUUUACAGGUGCCUUCUUCGCCGACAUGGCAAUGGUUAUCCAGGAGACCUUCCCCAUCGGCAACUUCGCAAAGAUAUACCACUGCGCCACCAGGGACGUCCUCGAUGCCCUCAGUGCAGUAGUCCUGAAACCCCUCUGCACAUCUUCAAAUGGGUUAUCCAUCUCCGACCAUGCCCAGAUUCUGAUCGCAGACUGGCGAGAAGAUGCCACAAAAGCCGCCAGCGAGGUCAUCACGAUCUCAGACAGCUCUCCAGAGACACACCAACCUCGCUCCUCGCCAGCACCCGAGUCACCAGAAUCUGCACUACUCUCAGAUACUCACCCACCGUCAAUCUUCACCUCGCCGACAAGGCAGCCAAGCUCAUCUCCAAGCAGACCGAGUAUCUGCAAUUCUUCUUCGGAGUCUGCUGGGAAGGGACCUUCAAAUUCCAAAACCUCCCUUUCACCACUCGCCAAGCCCAUUGCUAGCCGCAGCCCGAUGCCUCCGAAGAAGAAGCGCAAGUACUUGGCGAACCUAACAAGCACGCGAGUAGAAGUUCGCCGGGACUUUUCGGGUUUACUCAUCCCCGUUGCGAACUGGAUUGAGGGAUACCAUGUCCCCAAGCUUGUUGGGCCUGUGCAGCCGGGGCAGGUGGAUGCAAUGACGGAUGAGGAAUUUGAGAGGCGGAUGCAGAUGGGUUGGUUUAGGGAGGUUUCGAAGGAGGAGGGGAGUGAUCAGGUAGCAUGUGCGAAACCUGGGGUGAGGCGGUGCAGAGGGAAAAGUGAUGCCCAAUGUGCGAGUGGGAUGGGACUCUGUUCGGUCAUUUCUUGA